Fomitopsis serialis is the source of this 1100-nucleotide messenger RNA. RefSeq lists its product as uncharacterized. The record is from RefSeq and is a predicted model, not a curated record. NCBI's taxonomy places the organism in Eukaryota, Fungi, Basidiomycota, Agaricomycetes, Polyporales, Fomitopsidaceae. Bases 154 to 1029 code for a protein of 291 amino acids. The transcript is spliced from 4 exons.
GCGUGUUCUGUUCUAUCAAACCAUCUCGCUCCAAGCCGUGAUAUCGCGAACCAAUUUGGCGACCUCGAGGGCUUCAAGCACCGCUUGACUGGUGGGUGGUGGGCCGACGAUGAAGGCGGAUGGAUCCGUGCUGGGACUGGAGUACGGGACUUCAUGCAGACGCGCCCCAUGCUCCAGACACUACUCGGGUGGUCUGAUCCUGAGGGGCUCGCACCAGGCACUAUCAAGCUCGCGCCUCUUCCUGCUGGUUGUCGCCACCGCCCGGAAGUCAACCUCCUCGAGACUGACGCCGCGCAUGCGUUGAAUCUCGGAACGUAUGAAGACACAACUCGCUGGCUUCGUUGCACAUCUGCCGUCUCACAGAGCAGUGACGAAUGCUUCCUACAGUCGUGGAUAUAUGCUGACUCCCCAAUCGAUGGACAACCAAUAACUGGGCGCAUUGCUGGCAUCUUCGCGCGUGGUAUGCCGAACGCCGAGGAAGCAAUUGCUGUCCUUGACGUAUACCAUGUCUCGUCUCAGCGUCAUGAUGUCUAUGGCAUGCCUGUCCUAAUCCGGCGGCAAGGAGAGGCUCAAUCGGUGAUUGUACUCGUCAAGAACCUCAAGUUCAAGUACAACGUUCAGCACGACUGCGCAAAUGGGAGAUGUUCUCCCAGUGGCGCACGGCCGCGUAUGCAAGAACGACGGGCCACAACAAUCAUGGAAGACUUCAUUGAACACGGUGAACUCGAUCAUUGGAUCAUCAACACCCUCAGCUUCCAUAAUGCGCACUUGAUACGGGACAUGUUACCGCGCUCGCUCUGGGCGCCCAUUGCACUCCACGAAGACCGAGAGGUCAAGCAUAUCGAAUUUGCGACAGCCUUACGAGAGCAACGACACACGAAACGCGCAGCGCAGAAAGCGAAGGCUGAAGCGAAGAAAGCAGCAAACCAAGCCGAGCGUGAUAAUGGGAUGGCAAACGGCGAGCCGAGUCGUCCGAGAAAACGCAAGCGACAGUCCGGGGUUGAUAUAGGAAUGGACAUAGAUACUUGACUGAUAUCACUACGCUUACGUGCAUGUAGUCUACACCGGGAUUCAAUGAUAACCUGCAAGGUGUUUGCGUC